UGCAUGGGGGUGUGUACGUACAUGUGUACGUGCAAAAUAUCAUGGAGGUAGUUAAAAUAUCAACAACCAACAACAAAACAUCAACGGUCACCUGUGUGUAGUACAGUAGAGUUAUUGGGUGUUGGCUUUGUAACCGGUAGCGUAAAUCAUGAAAUAAUUAAUAGAGAAAGCCUUUCUCUGUGCACAGAGUAGCGAGGUCUGGACACUAGUUAGUGGUUGGGAUAUUGUUGGCUUUCUCGACGGAUUAGUGUCAAGUUUCACUAGUGACUGAUUGAACAUCUUGAUUUGAUGGCGAAAGUCUUCUGCAGUAAGUUUGCAAGAGCCUUGCUCUUCAAGGGGGAUCAUCAUGGAUGUGUGCGUUUUUCUCGGUGCAUUCAUCCUCAUCAUCACAGCGAAGCCUUUGAGAUUCCGAGGGAGCCAUUUCAUCCCGAGCUUGGGCGUGAACCCAAACUAACAUCGGCGGAAGAAGCUGUUGAACUCAUCAAAACAGGGGACCGUGUCUACAUUCAUGGUGGUGCGGCUACACCCUUGACUCUCGUCGAUGCGAUGGUGAAGCACGGCAAGAAGGCUUCCCUGAAAAAUGUUGAGGUAGUCCAUAUACACACCGAGGGACCAGGAGAUUAUAUGAAACCAGAUUGUGAAGGUAUUUUCCGAUCUAACUCUAUGUUCAUUGGGGGCAAUGCUCGUCAAGCUGUUGCCGAGGGCCGUGGGGAUUUCAUUCCAAUAUUUCUCAGCGAGAUCCCUAUGUUGUUUCGGCGUCAGGUCUUGCCGUUGGACGUCGCACUAGUUCACGUUAGCAUGCCGGAUAAGCAUGGGUUUUGCUCCAUGGGAGUGAGUGUUGACGCUACUCGGUCCGCGACUCAGAAUGCUAAGUAUAUCAUCGGUCAGUUGAACCCUCACAUGCCACGGACACUAGGAGAUGGUCUGAUUCACGUGUCUCACUUCCACUACGUUGUUGAAGUCAACACUCCACUCUUCAACAAGAAACCACUGAAGAUCUCCCCCGAGCAGCACAUCAUCGGUAAAACCAUUGCGGAUAACCUAGUGGAUAAUGGAGCCACGUUACAAUUGGGUAUUGGUGAGAUUCCAGACGCAACUCUUUCGUGUCUCUUAGAGCACAAAGAUCUCGGCAUCCACUCGGAGAUGUUCAGCGAUGGUAUCCUGCCGUUGAUAGCGAAUGGAGCAGUCACCAACUCUAAGAAACGAAUCCAUACGGGCAAGGCGGUCGGUAGCUUUGCCGUCGGGAGCCAGAAGCUGUACGACUUCAUGAACGAUAAUCCAACCUUAUUAAUGAUGGACGUAGCGCACGUGAACAAUACGACAGUUAUAUCUCAGAAUCCUAGAGUCACAGCAAUCAACUCAUGCAUUGAGGUCGACUUGACUGGCCAGGUUGUGUCAGACUCUAUUGGCACUAAAAUGUUUUCAGGUGUUGGUGGACAGAUAGAUUUCAUUCGAGGGGCAUCGUUAGGAUAUGAUGGACUAGGUAAACCAAUACUGGCUCUUCAAUCGACUACAAAGCGAGGGGAGAGUAAAAUAACGCCGUUUAUCAAAACAGGUGGUGGGGUGGUAACAACUCGAGCUCACGUCCAUUACAUUGUGACAGAGUACGGCAUUGCUUAUCUCUUUGGGAAGAAUCUCCGUCAGAGGGCACAUGCCUUGAUCAACAUCGCACAUCCGGACGUCCGAGAGACUCUUGAAAAAGCUGCCUUUGAGAGGCUCAAUUGUAUGCCAUCACCUUAGAGACCCACUUGAAGCAGAUGGUCUACAGGGUAUUUAAUUUAUUAGCCUUGUCCAAGGCUCUUUACGCAAGCACCGACCUGCUCUGAAUCUCCAGGCAAACCAUGUCUGCACU
This is a messenger RNA of Asterias rubens (European starfish), 1852 nucleotides long. Its product is annotated as 4-hydroxybutyrate coenzyme A transferase-like. The record is from RefSeq and is a predicted model, not a curated record. The transcript has 8 exons. Gene Ontology annotation, cellular component: mitochondrion. NCBI's taxonomy places the organism in Eukaryota, Metazoa, Echinodermata, Asteroidea, Forcipulatida, Asteriidae. Gene Ontology annotation, biological process: acetate metabolic process. Gene Ontology annotation, molecular function: acetate CoA-transferase activity. Bases 289 to 1740 code for a protein of 483 amino acids.